This is a messenger RNA of Gadus chalcogrammus (walleye pollock), 8250 nucleotides long. RefSeq lists its product as uncharacterized. The record is from RefSeq and is a predicted model, not a curated record. Bases 4313 to 5311 code for a protein of 332 amino acids. Lineage: Eukaryota; Metazoa; Chordata; Actinopteri; Gadiformes; Gadidae. The transcript is spliced from 2 exons.
UCCCGCAGUCUCAUUAAGAGCAUCAGAGGUGUAGUUUACGAAGUUGGAGUCCAUUCGUUUUUGUUCAAGAAAGUCUCUCAGUAUAUUAACUGCCCAUUUUGUUGUUGUUUUUGGUGUUGAUCUCAUCUUUGUCAUCUUCUGUUUGAUUUAAUUCUCCCGGUGUUAACUCCUUGUGCCGUUGCUUUCUUUUCUUCUUUUCCAUUUAUUUUUCUUCUGCUGCAUCCCAGUCAUCCUAGUGAAAUAACUCAUUGUUACUUUGUUGCGGUGUUGCAAUAAAUUGUAAACGGCUUUAACUGCGGUCCCGUUGCUAUGGUUACUAAUUUUAGAGACAUACGCCAGCUAGCGCAUUAACGGUAGCGCAUUAACGGUAAACAGACAAUUUGACGGAACUACUUGUCCAGGUGUCCGUAUAUCAGGAGUUAAUGCACACCCUGCAGCCAAUCAGAAUCGAGUAUUCCCGCAGACCGUGGUUUCAGUGCAGGGUAGUGAGGGUAAUGCAGCAUGUGUGUUCAAUCCUGCUUCCAAGUGGCUAUGUGAGGGUAAUGCAGCUUGUGUGUUCGAUCCUGCUUCCUAGUGGCUAUGUGGGGGCAGCUUAUGUGCUUAAAAUACGUAACAAAUAUAUAUAUAAUUCCGGGAGUUGUGAAGGGCCCAUGCAAGUGAACCGAUUGUCCCACGCAGUGACGGACUGGACGGUCUGGCAUUCGGGCAGAUGCCAGAAGGGCCGCGGCCUCUCGUGGGCCGUUUGGGCCGGCAUCAGUGUUCACGUUAGCCGGCUAUAGCCGGACAUUGGCCGAUUGCACGCACGCAUGGCCGGUAUAAUAAAAUGUAAACGGCCCACAUGUCCGGGAAAAAAAAGAAAGAAGUUCGCAUUUAUGUAUGAAUUAAUCAGUAGCAUAUGAAAACCAGUAGCGGUUCCUGGCCGAGCUCACCAGGGAGGCAAGCGCGAACGUGCAUUCAUGAACGCGUGCAGUGCACCCGCACAUGCAUAAACAUGUCACUCAGUGGCCACGCUGUUGAACGCUGAUUGGCUGUCAUCACGCGAAUUUCACGUCAAAGUUGAAAUAUUUAAACUCGAGCGAAUUUGUCGCGGCACAAAUCCUCGUGAACGCUCGCCUGUGCACGGCAAAAGUUUGCCGCAACAAACCAAAACUUUUCGCCGGUUUUCUCUCGCGAAAAAUUCGCCCGAUACUCGUCUCUACGUUCACUUUGUAUGGGAUCUUGUCGCCCCGUCCCGUCGGGCCUGAUAAUGCAGCAGGCAACAUCCCACAUCACCAAGGUCGGUGCUUUUUUUUUCAGAUCCGGGUGGUUUUGCUGCGUUUUUUUUUUGGUCAUCCAAGCGAACCGCUGUGCUUGAUAAAGUGGUGGCACACAGACUUCCUAGAGCUUCAUCAACAAGGUGGAACUUUCACAGUCGUGCUGUUAACACCAUUUUUGAGCACAAGGACGACCUCCUGAAAUGUUUUCGGACCACCAGAGAGAAUGGUGAAUUUGAUGCAACAACUGUGAGAGAGGCUGGGGUUUUUUUUUCUUGCAUUUUUUCAUAAGAUCAUGGCACAUGUAGACAUGCUGUUUAACCAGCUGCAAAAGAGGAACAUCGACUCUGUCUACAUCACAGGAGUCAUUCAGAGGUUCACCAACAGCAUACAAGCUAUCAGGUAGGCAAUGUCAUUUUUCACAUUGACUGAUUAAAUGUCUAUGAUGAGAACAAACAUUAAUUACAUGUCAGAAUAACUCAUAAUUUUGAUAAUAAUAACUAAGCCAUUUUUCACAAUUUUAAAGACAUCCAGUUGGGAUGAGCUAGUAAAAAUGUAUUAAUGUAGUGACAAUACACAGCUGGACUAAUUUUAUAUCUCCAGCAGGUUUCUGAAACUGUAAUUGUGCACAGCGACUUAUGAAUCAUCUGUUUUGUAUCAGGGACUCUGUUCCUCUAUCUGUGCAGCAGCCAUCCACAAAGAAACGGAAGCCCCCUAGGCCAAGAGGAGCAGAACCGGUUAGCUUCAGAGGUAAGCUGUAACAUUGUUCUAUAUACAGGACAUGAGGUGUUUUACUUUUGGUAUCUUUGUUUGUCUUAAAUUCCUGUGUAAAACAGUUAGCCUAUGCCUUUAAAUAUUAACUAUUCACCAUACAGCUACUGAAAAAAGCAAACACGCUAAAAUGUUUAGAUGUAGUUAUUUCAUAUUCAUGAUAUUUAACAAUAAGCUAUCCUUGUCCUUGUGAGAUACUAAUAAUAUUUACAUGGUGAUAUAUGAACAUUUAAUUAUACUGUUUAUUAUGUGUUUUUUUUAAAUGAUGUAUCAUUUCAUAGGUAUGUGAUACCAUUCUGAGUCAUGCCAAGGAGAGGCAUUCUUUCACUAAGCACCUCAUCAGAGCCACUCUGCUGCAAGGAGACUUGUUCCCCCAACACAGCGUAAAGUGCCCAGAUUCAGCGCUGGAAACCACUGUGGAAGCCUACCCCACACUGGACAAGGCCAAACUGAAGACUGAAUUGUCCCUGGUCUAUGAAAAUGACCAGAGUUCAAGGCUUGCAGUGGCACACUGGCUCUCUUCCAGGUUUUCAUGGAAAACAACCUUCAGGACACAUUCAGCAAGACCACGCGGAAUAUUGUUUCCGGGUGAUUGAUGUCGGGGGGUACGGAAGAACCAGCGAUGGUGGGAUUCUGGCCAACUCUGCUUUUGGUGCAGCUCUUCAGUCUGGGACCCUCCAACUGCCUGCCGAGCUGCCACUACCAGGAGCUGACCACCGAGGACCACAGCCGCUUGUCUUUGUGGCUGAUGAGGCCUUUCCACUUCGGAAAAACCUCAUGAGGCCAUUCCCUGGUCGCAACCUGGCAAGAGAGCGCCGGGAUUUCAAUUACCGUCUGUCCCGAACUCGGAUGGUUGUGGAGAAUGCCUUUGGGAUCCUUUCUUCCCAGUGGAGGGUCUACAGGCGUGCCUUCGAGGUCAACGUUGAAGUUGCGGAGAAGUGUGUGAAGGCUACCUGUGUUCUCCACAACUUCAUGCGGAGGACCACCCCCCCCAAGUGCAUUGAGGGGGAACAUCCCAGUUGGCGAGGUGGACCCACUGCCAGGUCUACGGAGAGUUGUGCCAACAACUCAGCGAGGGAAGCCAUCAGGAUUCGGGAGGCCUUCAAGUACUACUUCUCUGCUGAGGGAACCGUCCCAUGGCAAGACAACGUGUAGCGCACCAGCACACCCAAAACGGCUCUUUUAAGAGCCACCCACACAUUACUAUUGAGCAAACUUCCUGAAAUUACUUUAUUGAAAGUGAUCUUCUGACUUAAUGAAGAAUGUCUCCUUAAGGCGAGACACGGCAGGCAAAAUCAUCGAUUUUUCAGUCUCUGGUCAAUUUUGAUAUUUUGGGCUAUUUUGCACCGUUAACAUGUAAUGUUUCAUACAAAAGAAAAAAAAAAGUCAAAACAAAACAUUUAGGUGUUUGUUUUAGUAUAGUUUGUCAACUUGCGCCUCUGAAUUUUACAGAAGAUUCACCAAAAGUUUGCUUUACGCACCGUUUCAAAUGACAGCCGGUCUCUAUCAUAUGUGUUCCGUGGUAUCGUUGGAAAGCACUCGAUCUGCUGCACAACAUAAAACUGAUAUCUGAUUGGCUGGACUCGAUUUCCGACAAGACGAUUGGUUCGAAUGUAUCACGUGGUAUGCUCUCACGCUUCCUGGUUAGCUUUCCGUGGGACAUUCAUUUUUCGAGAUGGCGCGUCGAUUUAAAGCAUCCAAGAAAAGAGCCAAGCAAUUGGCACUUGCGCGAAAGAUUAUUGAGAGGGGAAGCAAUACAUCAAACGAUGACAUUCCGGAAAGUGCAUCGUUGCGUAAAUUGAAGCAGCAGAGUCCUGAUCGCGGCAGUGACCAAUAUGCCACUCAGCAGUGGCUCAUAGUUCAUGUUGCUCGCUUGAACGAGCUAAUAGGUGAUCUUAUUUGUCCAAACUGUACUGGAUCUGGCUUGCAAAUUCAAAUCGAUCCACAAGAUCAGGGAUUUUGUAAUAGUUUGUUGCUUGAGUGCAGUUUGUGUGAACGGGACAAAUACUGCAAAAGUGUGUUUACAUCCACACGUCUUCACCAGGAGACUAGAGGUGACGUCGCAUUUGAUGUAAAUAUCAGGAUGGUGCUUUUAGCUCACGAAUUAGGAUUGGGGUAUGCAGCGCUCAAAAAGAUAAGCAAGAUUUUGGGGAUUCCUGGCUUGUGUCUCAAAACUUUCCAGAGACACGAUAAGACAGUGACAGGUAGGCUAUGGCAAGUCUUUGUGUGAGUAUAUAAUAAAAACAAAUAAAGUGGCAUUUCAUCAAAAAAUCAUAAAAUCAGACUAUAUGAAAAUAACCAGAAAUGUUAGUGAUAACAUUAUACAUAUCAUUUUAGUGGCAGAAAUCGAGAGAGGUCUGGAGUCAAUGCAGAGAACCAGGGACCAGAUCAGGGAGGCAUACUCCGAGAUUGAUCCUGAUGUGGCUGACAUAAUAAGGGAGGAUGAGAAUGCCACAAUCAACAUCAGUGUGUCGUUUGAUGGCACAUGGCAGAAGAGAGGUUUCACUUCCCGCCACGGCAUUGGCGUGUGCAUCGACAUCCUCACUGGACUGGUAUUGGACUUUGAGGUGCUAUCCUCCUACUGCCACGCCUGUACCCUGAGAGAGAGUGCUAGGCGAGAUGGUAAAAUGACACAGGAAAAGUUUGAAAGCUGGAAGGAGACCCAUGUAGACUGUGCAAAAACGUUCUCAGGGUCAAGUAAGGCCAUGGAGCAGGAGGCAGCCAAGAGGAUGUGGGCCAGGUCUGUCUCCCAACAUCAACUGCGCUACACAGAGAUGCUGUCAGAUGGGGACAGUGCAGCAUUCAGGCAGGUGGUUGAACUCAACCCAUACCCUGGGCAUGAAAUAACCAAGCUUGAGUGCAUAAAUCACGCGCACAAGCGCAUGGGCACAGCUCUGAGGAAUCUGAGUGCUAAGGCUAAGUUAGGGGGCAAAGGUCAGGGUAAGCUCACUGCCAAGAAAUGCAAAGCCUUGCAGAACUUUUACAGGGGAGCUAUUUUAAAUAACCAAGGGUCAGUUGAUGUAAUGAAGGCACAAAUAUGGGCAGGUCUCCUCCACUGCAUGUCCAGUGAUGACAAUCCAAUGCACACUAGAUGUAGUCCAACCUGGUGUUGGUACAGGAGAGCAGAGGAGAAUGGAGAAAAUCCAGACAGCCAUCGGCUUCAUGCAGGCAACUCGUUAUCACGAGAGGUGGGUCAGAAACUCAUCCCUGUGUAUCACCGGAUGUCCAGUGACAGCCUGCUCACACGCAUGCAGCAUGGAAUGCCAACGAAUGCCUCAAUUCGGUAAUAUGGGCCCGAUGUCCAAAGACAGUCUUUGUUGGGAAAACCAGGGUUGAGGCUGCAGCCAGUAUGGCCAUUUCUACUUUUAAUGAGGGUGCCUCUGCUAUGCUGGCUGUGAUGGAGAAGUUGUGGCUCCAGAGUACAGUGGUUACUGUCAAUCGGAUGAAAGUUGAUGACAUGGUCCGAAUAUCAAAAGCCAAUAGUGUCCAUUCCGCAAGUGCAAAGCGGAAACGUAAAAGUGUAAGCACAGCCAGAAAAGUGAAAAGACACCAGCAGGAGAUAGAGGAGGGCCCUACAUAUGGUGCUGGCAUGGAGAUGUAGAUUGCACAUUCAUUUGGGGGAACUAUGUUGUGUAAUGUUUAAGUUUUGUUAUGUAAUAUUCUUUAGUUUUGCCAUAAAAAUCUUUAAAGGCCGUUUUCUCAAAAUGAGUCUUUCCUCACACGCCAAGCAAGGAAUCUCCAUUUCUGUAGCACCUACAUACACCAAACUUAAGAAUCUUAUUCUCAGCUACUAUCUGAAGAUAUUUACAGGGAGAUUUGUUGAUAUAUCAUUCUUGGCCUGAUUUACAUGACAUUUUAUGCAUAAAAAUAGGGCGGAAAUACAUAUUUUUAAGGCAUUGGCAGUAUUUUCUGAUUAACUGGAUAGCGAAAGGAGAUAUCCAUAAUCCCCUCUGUAAAUAUUUUUCUAUUUAAUAUAGCAACAACAUGAAAAAAUAAUUUUGAGCCUGGCUUUUUCCAAUGGUCCGAUUCUUCGUUUCAAAAUGUAUGCAUAUUUGCGCAUAUUUUAUUAGAUAUAGCCUAAUUAGCAUAUCUUAACAUACAAUUACAGAAAACUUCCAAUGCAUUUUUUUCUUCUAAUCAUGUGGCUAAUCAACCGGUAAAGUUUCAUAAAGAUAUCUGUAAGUUAAAAAAAAAAUCCUAUUCACCUGCCGUGUCUCGCCUUAACAUACAACAGUAAUAUGCCAUUAUUAACUAAGUUUGUUAAUGUUAAAGUUAGUUUAUAUUUUGUAAUCAGGUAACUGUGACAGUCCUGAGCCGUCUUGCUUCCCUUCUGCUGGCCUCUGUUCUUCUUCCAGGGAAGCUGAUUGGCUGGCCACCUCAUUGAGGGAUUGAACUCACCUGCAGGAAGCCGAAGAAGCAGAAGCAGAAGAUGGGGGGAAUCCAACAUGGCGCUCUCGCUCUCCCACCUGGAAGGCUGGUGCUGCCUGGCACCCAACUGGGUUUUGUUUGGGGGUGUUAUUCUAGCCCUUUAGCAUACUCAUAGUUUAGUUUAACUGUAAACACAACUCUACACUACAGAAUGCUGAUUUGUGGUUUUUUCGAGUUACUAAAUGAAUGUAACGUUCAUUUAACUGUUGCUGCGUGGACCUCCCGUUCUUGGUUGUGCUCUUCAACGAGCAGGGCACAACAUAACUGACAAAAUUACCUUAAACAAAGUUGCUUGGACCCCAAAAUCUGUGGCACAAAAUAAUUUGCAACAUUUCCCUCAAGCAACAUAAAUGGCCAUUCAAUAAGGAAUAUGAAGACACAUUUUUGGUAUAAUUUUUUUUUUAUUGGUGUCUGUGUGUGUGUAAACAAAAAAAACAAAACAAAAUGGGCAUGGAUCAUUCCCUGCAACGAUUGUCACCCCAGAACUUAGUCAUCGACUGGUCCAAAUUAAUUGAUCAAAUUAAACUCUACUGGAUUAUGAACACAGUUUGCCUCGUGCAAUAAUGUAUAAAUUUGGAAUUGAAUUUGUUCCUUUGCAUUGGGUGGCAAUCGUUGCAGGGAAGGAAGUAUUGCUUUUAAAAAGUGCUCAUCCUCUGAGAGGACAGGUGGAGGCACAGGUGCGUUCUGCUUCCUCAGCACCUCCAGGAGUAAGGUCUCGAUCUCCGUCUCCCUUUUUCUGUUUUGUGUCCUCACUGUUUCAAAUGGAAACAAAAUGUUUGGGUCAGGUAACAGACAAAAAUACAUUCAACAUGAAAGGCUAUGAGUACAUAACUAGUCAUACUCAUAACAUACCAUUCAUGCAUAGGAACCCUUAUGACCACAUAAAACGAAGUGUAGCAUAAAAUAAAUGUAAUUUCACUCAUGUUAAAUGACAUACCUGGGGCAAUAGGAGGAGUGGUGACAGCAGCAGUUGGUGGUGGUGGUGGAAUGGGUUCAGAGGCAGCAGCAGCCUCCGGCUCCUCAUCAUCUUGAGGUGACGAGGUAGUUAUCAAUCUAUAGAACAAAUCAUGCUGUGUAUGGGCGUGCAUAUGUGUCUUCGCUUAUCGACCAACCUCCUAGGUCACACGCUGUCCCUGCUGCUGCCUCUGAACCGUGGUCCUCGACUGGGUACUCUGCAAUCCUGUCUACCUCGACCCCCAGCACCAUAUUCCUACUGGUCUCCCUCGGAGUAACAAAUGGGCCGAGGAAAGACAGGAUUGCAGAGUACUUCCAAUUCUUCAACGGGCCUGCUGCUGACCCACUCCUCUUUCCUGCCUCCUCCCUGCGUUUCACCCUGAGGUACGUGUCCCUCAGGACCUUCCACCUUCAUCGGCAUUCCUCCUCUUGACAAGAAAAAAGCCUGCGCUGUGUGUAAUUCGAACUGAGCUGUUAAAUGCUAACUGCUCACUAAGUAGCUUGGUCCAAUUGAUAGCUGGAAUAAAGUAACUUUUAAAGUAAAGUAAAUUCAAAAAGACUUACCAGUUAGCCCGACCUCCUCGCUCACCUUCAGCCAAGCCUUGGCCUUGACCGUCCGGUCCUUGUAAAUAGCCAAGGUUGUGUUAAAGAUCACCGGGUAUGCGGAGACUGCAAUUAUAAUCUUCUCCUCCAUUUUAGCGCUUUGAUCUGGAUCAGGUAGUGAACUCUAGGUCACUCCAAGGGAGUAACCCUGAUUGGCUGUUACGGCAUGUCACUCAGUGGCAACGCCUCAGUGGCAACGCUGUUGAACGCUGAUUGGCUGUCAUCACACGUUUGCUGCCGA